UGGCGGCAGGGGUUCGUUCCCCCGCACCGCACCACCGCCACGCCGCCCCUUCCCGAGAAAGCAAGCAGACCAGCGCGGCGACGGAAGAGUCAGCCGCCGAGAGCUCGCCGCCCGCCCACCUGACGAGAGAGGAGCAGAGGAGCGGUAACCUUCCCCCACCUACCGCGGAGGCGAGAAGCGGAGGAGGGGUCAGACGGGCGCCAUGUCCUCCUCCUCGUCGUCGUCGUCGAUGGGGGGCUCGCUGGCGCUCGCGGCCGCCACGGCCGUCGCGUUCUCGGGCUCCCUCGCCAUCUUCUCGCUCUGCCGCGCGCACCUCACCCACGCCGCCGACGCCGGGCCCGCCCUGGACGAGCCCCUCCGCCCCUGCCUCUCCUCCUCAGAGAAGCGCCGGCGCGGGGGCAGGGCGAGGCGCGGCAAGGCGGAGAAGCGGGUGCGGUUCGCCGCCGACGUCGUCGACAAUGAGGGCGCCCCGCGCCCGACCCGGACCUCCCCCCCGGCCGCCGCCGCGUCGUCGGCGGCCGGCACCUGCAGGGGCGCUGCGGGGCCGGACGAGCGGAUGGUGAUGCCGGCCAACCGGGAGGCGCUCUACCGUGGCAUGCUCCGCGACCGCUCCGCCCACCGGGUCACCUGCUCCUACUGACCUCGGGGCCGUCGCCGGCCGGCCCACCCGCCGGAGGGCGGAAUUAGCUUCUCCUUUCGUGCGGCGGCGUUUAGUCUUCGGUAGGCAGGCUGUUGACUUCCGGUUUCGUCCGUCCUCCUUCUAGACGGACGCCUGUGAAUAGAUUUUUUUUCUAGUGCUUUUCUUUCCUCUGUUUUUACGCGUGGUAGAUUAAUUUUUAGUCCUCUGUAAUUUCGCGUGCGUUCGGGCGAGGAAGAAGCUCUGCUCUGUAAAUAUGCUGCGAUUUUUUUCAUCGGAAUUCAGAAGAGGGGAAGGCGAAAAUCGGAGUCACCGCUUUCCAGCA
Panicum virgatum (switchgrass) is the source of this 962-nucleotide messenger RNA. RefSeq lists its product as uncharacterized. The record is from RefSeq and is a predicted model, not a curated record. Lineage: Eukaryota; Viridiplantae; Streptophyta; Magnoliopsida; Poales; Poaceae. The coding region runs from base 203 to 640 and encodes 145 amino acids. The transcript is spliced from 2 exons.